CAAUAUGUAGCAUUGUGAGAACCAGACAACACACUACGAUAAAAACUGAAGUACUGCAAGAGAGAUUUUAGCGCAAUUAAUGGACGUAAAUGAAGCGAUUAGCUCCACGGUUGUAUAACAUUCCGAAAACCUAUCUUAAAGACAGAUUUGGAAGAUGAAUUGGAGUAAACGUUUUCGUGGACAUAUAUCACGAAAUGGCAGUCGUCAACACAUAUCUGCUGUUCAUAUCUGUUUCAUCUUGUGCAUUUUGGUGAACUUUGUAUCAAGCAAAUGUUUGGAUUCUGAGAAUGCUUUUCUUGCUAAAAAUGGACAAGGAAAUGAUGACAUGACCGAGAAGUUGAGCGAAAAUGACGCCAACUAUGAUUGGCAGUUGUCAACUGACAACGUUGACCUAUAUAGUAUUAUAAGCAGAUUAGACUUAGAAGAGAUAAUUGCAUCGAUGGAAAAUAUGUCAAGCGAUGUGGGAGAGACCAGUGUUUCCAGAAGACCAAAGCGAUCAGUUGAUAGAGUACCUAAGGUCAGUUCACAAAAAGUUACGACAAGAAAAUAUGCGGAGACAAUGCCGUAUGCUGCCACUGUGAUGAUUUCAAGCAAAUGCACUGGAACGUUAAUUAGUCCAAAGCACGUACUUACAGCAGCACAUUGCGUAUUCAAUAAAAGAAGGAAAGUGAAAAAAUUACGAGUUGGUAUCGUGCGUAAGAAGGGCCGUCCAAAAUGGAGGAAGGUGCGCAAAGUAUAUGUUGAUAAAAGCUGGCACAAACUAACCAGAAUACCCUCAAAAAGAUCAAAGCAUGAUUAUGCAGUUUUGGAAAUUGGAAAAACUUUUCCGCGACCACAUAUGACUCCAAUUGUGUUCAACGAGCACGAUAGUAAUGUCUUACAAUUCAAUGGUUUCCCGAUAAAUAAAAAAGAUAAUACAAUGUGGAACUCUCGUUGUACUUCUAAGCACAUAUACAACGGCUUGCUGAUGAAUUACUGUUAUAUGUCGCCGGGCAUGUCGGGAUCUGGUGCCUACUUGAAAUUAUCAAAUGAUAGCUACGGAGUAAGAGGACUUGUGAUUGCCUCCGUUAAAUUGAGACUAAGAAACCGCAUUUGGAUAUUUAGUGUAAUAAAUCCAAUAACGGAAAGUAAAAAAAGAAACAUUUGCAGAUGGAUAAAAGAUGAGAGCAAUUGUUGAAUUUACAUGUAGUCCUAUACAGAGAUUGAAAAGAUAUCGCUACACUAAAAUGAAGUCGAUAUACAAUGGUCUCUCAUUAGAAACAAUGAACCACAUCAUGAACCACUAUCCAUAAAAACUUGUAUAAUAUCCAUGCUUACUGUACAUGCAUUUGAUAUUUUGAACUGUAUGGUGAUGCUGUUAUAAAAUUGAAGUCUUUAAAUUCUAUUAUUAUUUCAAUAUUCGAUUACUAAGUAUGCCCACUCAUAGAAUAGUGAAUAGAUGUGUGUAAUACAUGAGAUAAUUUAUUGCUUAAGUAAAAAAUAAAAUAUCAGAGGAAGAAUAUAAACAACAAUCUGUGUACAUACAUGAAGUAUAACCAAUAUCGUAGGAAUAGUAUUCAUCACUUUUCAAUUGUAAUGUUUUCAUGAUGUAUUUUAAAAAUUAAAUUGAUUCUACUCACGUGUGCAA
This is a messenger RNA of Xenia sp. Carnegie-2017, 1627 nucleotides long. RefSeq names its product serine protease 23-like. The coding region runs from base 155 to 1177 and encodes 340 amino acids. Gene Ontology annotation, biological process: proteolysis. NCBI's taxonomy places the organism in Eukaryota, Metazoa, Cnidaria, Anthozoa, Malacalcyonacea, Xeniidae. Gene Ontology annotation, molecular function: serine-type endopeptidase activity. The transcript is spliced from 3 exons. The record is from RefSeq and is a predicted model, not a curated record.